Aspergillus campestris IBT 28561 is the source of this 1377-nucleotide messenger RNA. RefSeq lists its product as uncharacterized. Bases 1 to 1377 code for a protein of 458 amino acids. The transcript is spliced from 2 exons. The record is from RefSeq and is a predicted model, not a curated record. Lineage: Eukaryota; Fungi; Ascomycota; Eurotiomycetes; Eurotiales; Aspergillaceae.
AUGGCGACCACACCACCACCGCCCUCGCCGUCAACCUUGCGAUGCCCCCCAACUCCACGACACGGUGCUGGAUAUGAUCAGUAUGAGCCGUACUCGACGCGACACUCAGCCAGAUUAGCAAGCCAACGGACAUCGCGAGACAGAAACACGACUCCCCCGCCUAGUUUUCCGUCCCACGCGCAAUCCAAAUUCAAGGCUGGAAAGAAACAAAGCGAUGCUGAACCAGAGACUCUGUCGCCCCCUAAAUCUGCUCAGACCUCUCCCAGGAAGAAGCGGCUGGCCCGUGAUGGCUCUUCCACCAUUCCCGAUUCACUGGGCGGUCCCUCUGGCCUUGACACAGACCCCUUCAGCUCAGACUCUCUUCAUUCACAGCGUCUGCUUCACCCACACACAGCGACGAUGACUGAGGGAAUGCUUCCCACACCAGCCAAGACCCCCAGGAAAAAGCCAGUUGGAGACGUUGGAACCACUGCCCGCUCCCUCUUUCCCCCCAGUUCCAGCACCGGUCGCAAGAAAACAAAGAAACACACAGGCUUCUCCUUGGACAGUUUUGAAGAGAGCGGCCCUAGCGGCAGUCAGAUCCAGAUCUACACCGAUUCCCGCGACCGGAUCCCCGAAGUCGCUCAGAGCGAAAACAACUUAUUCUCCAAAAAGCCGGCACCCAGCAUGCCAACUACACGUUCUUCGAGGCGCAGAGAUGGUGGAAAGCGGGACAAAGAGGUCGACGAAGCCAUCGAUCGUGAGGAUGGCAUGGUCUAUGUCUUCCGAGGCAAGAAGACUUUCCGCAAGUUCCACGAAGAACCCCAGAGCGAAGAAGAGGAUGAAGAAGAUGACGAUCUGGGCCUGCUAGCGUCCCGCCCAGAUCUCAUUGAUUCGUCCGUUGUGGCUAACAUUCGCCCUCUGACUCGUUCGUCGAUCAAACCGCGGGUACUCUUCCCGAGGAAGGCCAAACAUCGCAUGCCACCAGCAACCCAUGACGACCACGAGGAAGAGGCGGCUACGGAUAUCGAAGACCACGCCGUGGCUACCGACAACGAGAAUGCAGACAGCAGUGAUCAUGUGGCGGAUGUGGACAUGCCUCAGCGUGCGGAGACCCCGACCAUGGACUCAGCCGUUGAAACCCCCGAAUCUCCCGGCGCGACGAUCCGUUCCCUACGUCCUCGGGGCAAACGCGACAUUCUCGAAAGCGGCGAGACGCCUACCGCAACGGCAGGGAAGAAGCGUGGCAGUCCCUUCGACGGCUGGCUGCGGAAGAAGGCCACACCCGCCGUGGCAGCUUCCAAGGCCAAGAAGCGGGAUGCCGCCGAGUCCUCAGGAAGUCCCAUCGGGCCAGCGGCCAAGAAGACGAGGAGCACCCGGGCUCAUGCUGCAUCAUAA